This is a messenger RNA of Plasmodium falciparum 3D7, 1107 nucleotides long. RefSeq lists its product as uncharacterized. NCBI's taxonomy places the organism in Eukaryota, Apicomplexa, Aconoidasida, Haemosporida, Plasmodiidae. The record is from RefSeq and is a predicted model, not a curated record.
AUGAGUAAAGAAAAAGAAGAUAAACAUAAGGAAGAAGAAAAAGAAGAACAAGAACAACAACAACAACAACAAGAACAACAUGACAAACUUGAAGGACACACAUAUGAAGAAGAACUUGAUAAAGUCAAGAAAUAUGGACUUGAUAAUGGCAAGGAAUAUGAAUAUUGUAAUGAAAAAGAUGACCGAAAAAUAUUUACAACAGAUGUUAACAGGGGACAUAUUAGAAAGGAUAUUGAUAGCAAAAUAUGGAUAUGUGACAGAGGAAGUAAAAAUAUUGAGAAAGCUGAGGGUGAUGAGAACCGAACGUAUACAGAAAAAAAUAUUGAUGGCCAAGAAAUUACUAUUGAUAAAGAUUUUGAAUCUUUUAAAAAAUACUGCCCAAUCGAAUAUCCUAAAAAUCGUUCAAUAAAUGGAAUGGAUGAUUUUAUAUGUACAAAAAAUAAUUUAUGUGAAUUUAAAAAUGAUAUAUUAAAAAAUUUAAAUAUUGAUAAUAUAUAUUAUGAUUUAAAUAAAAUAGAACAUAAGAAAAAUUUAUUAAAUAAUGAAGAUUGUAAAAAUAAAAAAUGGUAUCUAAAUUUUCAACCAUUAAAUAAUAUUUCUAUUGAACAAUAUUGGAAAUAUGAAAAAGUAACCUUACAAGAUAUAUUAACAUCCAAUAUUAAUUUAUCAGAAAUUAUUGAUUUAAAAAAAAAUAAAAAAUAUCUUAAAUAUAUAUCACGUAGCAUAUUAAAAGGAAAUCCUCAUGAAUCGUUGAUAAAAAAUUCAUAUAAAUAUACAGAAAAUUAUAUAAAUACAUCAGAACUACAAUCUAGAUUAUCUCUUACAAAUAUUAACCCAUCCAUAUUAAGCUCAAAAACUUUAAAAAAUACACAAAAUUUAUUAAAAUGGAAAUUAAAAUAUGCUAACAAUACUUACAAAACAAAUGAUCACAAAUAUGAUGAAGCAGAAAAUAGCUCCUCCUUAUUAAAUACACACAAUUUUACAAGUAGAAGUAAUAAUAAUAGCACAGUAAAUAUGGAACAAGCUAAUAGUCAAAUCUCUUCAAAUAAGCGUAGUGUCCUUUUUGAAGAUCCUCCAAGAAGCAGAUCAUCAAGACGAUACGUCUAA